AUGGACGUGCAAAUAACGCUUGAAGCAAGACGAAAGUUUGAAUUUUUGAAUGGCUCCAUCACCACACCUUCAUCGCAGUGCAUAGAAUCAGAUUGGACAGCCAUCAAUGCUAUGCUUGUUUCAUGGAUCACAAACACCAUUGAACCCGAGUGUACAGCGGGUAGCACUCAUGAAAUUCGUCGCCAGCAAUCUAAAUUACAUGAGUUCUUAAUGGGAUUAUGUUCUGAUUAUUAUGCACAUUUGCGUACUAACAUUUUGUCACAAGACCCCCUUCCCUCCCUUGAUCGUGCUUAUCAGUUGGUCACUCAAGAAGAAAGGGUGCGCACAGCCACGUCUGAACAGGAUGAUAAACCAAUUGAGGUGGUUGGUUUUUUACAGUACGCACAGACAGGCCAUGAUGUUAGCAAAUGUUAUGAGCUUGUUGGUUACCCAGAUUCAUGGAAUAACGCAGCUCGUUCUGAUGGUGGUGCAACUAGGGGCAGUAGAUACUCUAGGGUUGGACAUGGCCGCGGGACAGUCCGCGCUAAUGUUGUUGCUUCUGGGAGCAGUACCUUGGGCUCCAAUGUGUCGAAUGAAGGCAGCAGCUCCCAGCUAUUUUCCAAUGAGCAGUGGCAAGCUCUCGCAGGUCUGAUUGGUAAUACAAAAGUUCCUGAUGGAGGUUUUAAUGGUAAGUUUGAUAAUGAUUUGUGGAUAAUUGAUACGGGAGCCUCACAUCACGUAAAUGGUAACAAAGAAUGGUUAUUUGAUACUCAUAAUUUUGAAUGUCCUGUUGGGUUGCCUAAUGAUGACAUUUCAGUUGCAGAGUUACAAGGAUGUGACCAAAUGAAGGAGGUGAUUGGAACGGGAGUUAGGAGAGACGGACUUUACUACUUUGGCAAAACUGAUUCGGUGCAACAUGUGUCUGUGGCUGAAGCAACAUCAGAGUUAGAGUUGUGGCACAAACGGAUAGGGGAUCCUUCAGAGAAAGUGGUGAAGUUACUUCCUCCUUUUAGUGGUAUUCAGGGUAGUUUAAACAAAGCAUGUGAGGUCUGCUUUCGUGCUAAACAUGCUAGAGACAAAUUUCAUUUGAGUGAAAAUAAGGCAACUCGUAUUUUUGAGAAAAUACAUUGUGAUUUAUGGGGUUCUUACAAACAUGUUUCAUCUUGUGGAGCUCCUUAUUUUUUAACAAUUGUGGAUGAUUAUUCUCGUGCUGUGUGGAUUUAUUUUUUGCUGGAUAAAACAGAAAUAUUUCGCAUGUUCAUGUCUUUUAUUGCUAUGGUUGAAAGUCCCGAUGAUGUGAAUAUUGUACUAGAAAAUAAUUUUGAUAAUCAUGUUGAGAUUCACAACGAUUUUGGAGAUUAUGGUGAUUUAGUUGAAGAAACUAAUGUUGAGAAUAAUGCUGAUUUAAUGGGUGUUGGGGAUGAUAUUCCCACUGAUCCACCAAACUCCACUCUUUUCCUUGCAACUAUCAUUUCUUGUAAGGAUCCAAAAUCCUUUAAGGAGGCUAUGCAGUGUGAUUCUUGGAGAAAACCUAUGAAGGAGGAAAUUCAGGCAUUGGAAGAUAAUGGCACGUGGACCUUGGAACAACUUCCUCCAGGUAAACGUGCUUUGGGUAGUCAGUGGGUGUAUCGCACCAAAUAUUUUUCCAGUGGCGAUAUUGAACGACUUAAGUCAAGAUUGGUUGUUUUGGGCAACCACCAACAAGAAGGUAUUGAUUAUAAUGAGACAUUUGCUCCAGUUGCAAAAAUGACUAAUGUUCGUGCUUUUCUUGCCAUUGCAGCUUCCAAAAAUUGGGAGCUCCAUUAG
Molecule: messenger RNA, 1785 nt
Organism: Spinacia oleracea (spinach)
Lineage: Eukaryota; Viridiplantae; Streptophyta; Magnoliopsida; Caryophyllales; Amaranthaceae
Exons: 6
Coding region: 1-1785 (594 amino acids)
Molecular function (GO): nucleic acid binding
Source: RefSeq, a predicted model, not a curated record